UCCAUCCCCACCGGUCUGCCCUGUGGGAUGAGAGCUGGGCAGUAGACUGAAAGGAGCACAGACAGGAGGGCCGGACAGUCCCCCUCUCCUCCAGGACCUGCCGUGGCCACCGAGGGAGGCUCCCUUUCCCUUCCCGCCAUGGUCUGUGUGAGAAGCUUCCAAGGUGGCUUGUAUCUGCCAUGGGGUCCUGGGGUAGCUGACAGGCCUCUGACGGCCCCCACGCUGGCUCCCCCCAGCUUCUCCUGGGCAGGCCCUGCCACUCCAAUUCCGGCAUUUCUGGUCUGCCGCUUGUCUGUCCCUCCCUGGGAGGAGGAUUUUGCCCAAGGACAUGCGGAGGGUGGAGAGCCUUUCCCCUCCCUCUGCUCCAAUUGUAGAAAAGGAGGGGGUUCCCAUCCCAGGGCAAGGCUGCCACGGGAGCUCUGCCCUCACACAGACUUGGCUGCCUGUCCCAGUCACUGGUCCCCAGCUCUGACGUGAGCCCUUUGAGCUGGUCGGCAGCUCCGUGACGGGUGUGAGUGACAUGGCCAAGCAGCUGUCUGAAGAGCAGGUGGCCGAGUUCAAGGCGGCUUUCUCCAGAUUUGACAAGAACGGCGAUGGCACCAUCAACACCCAGGAGCUGGGUGCCGUGAUGCAGGCCCUGGGCAAGGAUCUGUCGGAGGCCGAGCUGAAGGAGUUCAUCGCCCAGGUGGACACGGAUGGUGACGGUGUCAUCAGCUUCCAGGAGUUCCUGGCAGAGGUGGUCAAGAGGAUGAAGUCCUGGGGCAGUGAGCAGGACAUGCAGGAGGUCUUCCGCACCUUCGACCUGGAUGGCAACGGCCGCAUCAGUGUGGACGAGCUCAAGCAGGCCAUGGCCAAGCUGGGCCAGACGCUGUCCCAGGAGGAACUAGAUGCCAUGAUCCAGGAGGCCGACACAGACAAGGAUGGGCAGGUGGACUACAAGGAGUUCCUGCGCAUCCUCUCCCAGAAGUGAGGCCUGGCCCUGGCCUGUCUCCUGCCUGACUCUGGUCCUCAUGCCUUCUCGGGGCCCCUGCUUUUGUGGUGGGGACAUCAAGGGGAAGUCUGGGUGGUGGAUGGGAGAUUACCUGUUGGUGGGAAAGCCUGGCCUCUCCUGGGCCUGGGUUCUGUGCUCUCUGUGCCCAGCGAGGCCUUAGAGCUGCUCCUGCAGAGAGAUGGGGAGCCCCCUGCCUCACUGGGCGGUCGUGAGGAAACCCAAAACAAUGUGGUGGUUGAAAUAAAAGGAAUGUGAACUCCAAGGUUGGUGUGUGCUGGUGCUUGAAUGUUUGGUUGGAAAGUGGAAAAUCAAAGGCUCCAGACGGUGGUAUUUGGGUUUCUUUUGCACCUCUGCCCCUUUCCCUGUGCCCGAGUGGGAGAACCGACCUGGGUAGGCCAGACGGUUCUCCUCCAGCGUCUCCCGGAUGCCUGAGGAGAACAGGUGCGGGACGGGUGUGUCGGGCUGGGAGAGGACACAAGAGGCACGUUUCUUUGGCUCGAGGUUCUGCCUGAGCUCCUGGGUCCAGACCGGAGGCUGGAGGCCAGAGCCUGGGACUGAGACACUCUCUACACCACAAACAAAGUUACCAUCCUUUGCACCAUCCUCGUCCUCUGCUGCCCCCAACCCCAUUCAAACUGGGGUUUGUGGCAUUGCAGUGUGGUUCCCCAAAAUCAGACCCACUGGAGGCUGCUCGUCACAGUUUUCAAGGCUCCCUUCCUUGUCCUGGUUCUCAGAGAUGGCUUAAUCCAAGGUCACCCUGCACGGGAGGAAACCGAGGCCAAGGAUGGUGUCGGAUUGAAAUCCCAGGGCUGUAGGGGAGGCAGAACAAGCCUGGGGCCUCAGGAUUCGGAAAACACACAUGGUUUUCCAGCAUAGUCUUCAACCAGCUGUGCGGCCCUGGGUGUCCUGUGAUGGUGGGCUUCUGCUUCCGCCUUCGUGAAAUGAGUUUUUCUUUUGCUUUUGGCAGUGACUGACUUUAUCUUUUCCUAGUUGUGCCAAGUCAGUGGUUCUCAGCUAAGGGUGGGGAGACAGAGCCAGCUUCCCUGGGGGGUUAUUGCAAAAUACCAGCACCCGCCCUUUCCCGCCUGCCCCUCAUUCCGGCACGGGUGGAGGUGAGUGGCAGAGCCUGUCCAGCCAAACCCCAGUGUGGGGGGCAGGGCCAGGUCACCAAGGGGGGGCUGUGGCUCAGAUGAGGUCUUUCUGUUUUCUUCUCUCCCAUUUGACAUCGUCGGUGGGUCAUUCCAGUCUCCCAUGACCCUCACACGCUGCUGUCUCCUUCUUCCCAGCCCUGUCCUCAGACUGAGUCCCCAAGUACGGCCAGGCCCCCUCCAAAGCCUAGCAGGUGUCAGACACAGCCUGGCAGCUCCUGCCCGGGGUUGAGGGCUGGGAGGCCCGGUGGGCUGGGCGGGGGGCGGGCUCUGAGGCAGGGAAGGAGUCUCAUAUCCCCUGAGGUUCUGAGGGAGGCAGGGGAUGGGCCAGGGAGCAAGAUGACAGAAGUGUGGGAUCUGGGGGAGGUUCGGAUGUGGCAAUAAAGAGAUGGGACAAAGGCAGCAAACAGACCUGGUGUGGUGAGGGAAGGAGUGGCAGAAAUACUCUCUGGGUCCAGGACGGGGGGUGGUUCUCUCCAGAAAGUCCCUGUCCCCUUCCAGACGUAGUCACAGAGGUCUGAGUUUCUAAAUGAGUG
Messenger RNA from Mirounga angustirostris (Northern elephant seal), 2675 nucleotides. Its product is annotated as calmodulin-like. The coding region runs from base 521 to 970 and encodes 149 amino acids. Lineage: Eukaryota; Metazoa; Chordata; Mammalia; Carnivora; Phocidae. The record is from RefSeq and is a predicted model, not a curated record. The transcript has a single exon. Gene Ontology annotation, molecular function: enzyme regulator activity; calcium ion binding.